GAUAAGAGAGCUACUCUCUGGUCACUGCAGAACACAGAGCCUUUUGGCACAAGGGAUCCCAAACUGCAGCAGUGCCUUCAUCAGGGUCUUUACUUCAGCCUCUGCCAUCUGUUCUUAGUUACUGCUUUUGAAGCAAUUUCCUCUGACUUGUACAUUACUGGACUUUGCCUUGAAGAUGGGGAUACAAGAUUAUAAAUUUAUUUAUCUUAUGACACUGGCUUUGCUUCUGAGUGCUUCUGCUUCAGAAGCAAAAAGAGAAAGUCAAGACAAGACAACUGUUGGCAAGGAGGAUAGUUUUAAUCAACAUCAUUCACAAGAAAGCACACAGCAAGAAGUGCUCGAUGUGGAAGAUGAAGAUAAAGGAUCCAUGGACACACAAACUACAAGUCCUUUGCCCUUCACAGAGAUGACCAAUUCCUCACUGGCUGAAAAUGGAAACAGCACUGAAAUAACUACUGAACAGGUUCCUAAUAGUGAUCCAACAAAAAGGAGCAUCACAAAAAUCCACAAUCCUUUGUUUCCCAUCACUGACAGCUCUUACAGUGCUUAUGGGAUUCUCUUUCUGGCUUUUGUGGUGUUUGCCUUCGGCGUCGUGGGUAAUCUGGCAGUAAUGUGCAUUGUGUGGCAAAAUUACUUCAUGAGGAGCACAUGGAACUACUUUCUUGCAAGUCUGGCUUUUUGGGAUUUUCUGGUGUUGUGCUUCUGUCUGCCUGUGGUGGUCUUUAAUGAACUCACCAAUAAGAGGCUGCUGGGAGAUUUCUCCUGCAGAGUUGUGCCUUACAUAGAGGUAACCUCUCUUGGUGUGACAACUUUCAGUCUGUGUGCUUUGGGCAUUGACCGCUUCCACGCUGCCACAAGCUCCAUGCCAAAGACCCGACGAGUUGAGCGCUGUCAAAAGGUCCUGGCUAAGCUGGCGGUGGUUUGGAUUGGCUCCAUGGUGCUAGCGGCUCCUGAGCUGCUCCUGUGGCAGCUGCAUCAGGUGACACCACCUAGUCUGGGUGACCAAGUGGACACCUGCAUCAUGAGUCCAUAUCCAGAUCUCCCUGAAUCCAUCUAUUCUCUCAUUAUCAACUACCACGACGCACGCAUGUGGUGGUACUUUGGCUGUUACUUCUGUCUGCCCAUUGUCUUCACCCUGUUCUGUCAGCUGGCCACCUGUCAUGUAUCCGGCGGAAGCGGAAGUUCUCCCAAGCGGCCCGAGGAGCGAUCUCCAUCCAAAAAACAAAAGCUUCAGCACGCUCAGCAAAUCGAACGGCAGCUCAACUGCACGGUCAUGGCUCUAGCGGUGGUCUAUGGUGUCUGCACGCUGCCGGAGAACAUUUGUAACCUGACUUUGGCGUAUGCUCCCAUCCAGGUGUCUGAAGAGGUGACUUCUCUUCUAGCCCUCAUAAACCAGUUCUUUCUGUUCUUUAAGUCAUCUGUGACACCAGUGCUGCUGCUUUGCCUGUGCAAAUCUCUGGGCCAGGCCUUCAUGGACUGUUGCUGCUGCUGCUGUGAAGAAUGCCAACCAAGCAACUCUUCAUCCACCCAAAACGUCGCUGAAGGCAAGCUCAAGACCACCAAUGACGUGUCCUCAAUUUUUUUUGACAAAGCCAAGGACAGUACAACCAUCUUGUCCAUUGGCAGUUGAGUAGGCGGAUCCCAUCCCUAAGUGAUGACAUCAUGAGAUGACAUGGAACCUACAACCUAUAUUCCCAUUAUCCACAAGUGGCCAUCUUUAUAGCAGUUCUUACUGUUAUGUUGGAGCAAGUUAGCUUUGUUCAACAAAUCUGAGUCCAAUUUGCAAUAUUGGUUUUGGUACAAACUUGCCAGGUAAAAAACAUUUUAAGUUAAGAUCUAAUUUCUAAGUUUGGCAUCUGAAGGCUAAUUCACUCUAAAUUAUGUUCAUAAAUCUGAAUAUUCAUUCCAUAAUAUCUCAGGAUGGCUCAAUGUACCUAUAAGUUCUUAAAAGGAUAAUUCACCCAAUAAUUUACUCACCCUCGUGUCAUUUCAUCUGUAGAACACAAAAGAAGACAUUUUGUAAGACGUCUCCAUACUUAUGUACAUACAAUGGAAGCCAAGUGGGGUCCAGUGUUGUUUUGGACCCCAGUGACUUUCAUUGAAUGAACAAAACAAUUCUUCAUUGUAUCCACUUUUGUGUUCUGCAGAAGAAAGGAAGUCAUACAGGGUUGGAACAACAUGAGGGGGUGUAAAAGAUGCCAGAAUUUCGAUUGUUGGGUGAACUAUCUCUUUAAUAUAUCACCAGGGUCUCCAUUAAAGUCACUGUAAUUUUGACUUCAAAUGUCCCACAUUCAUAGUUCUACAUUUCUGUACAGACAGUUACGAAUUUUACACAUAGCUCAGAGUGUAUAAAUAUUUAGCUAAACACUCUGUGAGAUCAGAAAUGCAGUGAAUACUACCAGAUCACAAAUAACACAUCAUCUUGUUCAUAUAAUAGGAAA
Molecule: messenger RNA, 2441 nt
Organism: Cyprinus carpio (common carp)
Lineage: Eukaryota; Metazoa; Chordata; Actinopteri; Cypriniformes; Cyprinidae
Gene: gpr37l1b
Product: G protein-coupled receptor 37 like 1b
Biological process (GO): positive regulation of MAPK cascade; adenylate cyclase-inhibiting G protein-coupled receptor signaling pathway
Cellular component (GO): signaling receptor complex; plasma membrane
Molecular function (GO): G protein-coupled peptide receptor activity
Source: RefSeq, a predicted model, not a curated record